Messenger RNA from Chaetomium strumarium, 1697 nucleotides. RefSeq names its product glycoside hydrolase. Gene Ontology annotation, molecular function: mannosyl-oligosaccharide 1,2-alpha-mannosidase activity; calcium ion binding. Bases 44 to 1486 code for a protein of 480 amino acids. Gene Ontology annotation, cellular component: membrane; endoplasmic reticulum. NCBI's taxonomy places the organism in Eukaryota, Fungi, Ascomycota, Sordariomycetes, Sordariales, Chaetomiaceae. The transcript has 2 exons. Gene Ontology annotation, biological process: carbohydrate metabolic process; mannose trimming involved in glycoprotein ERAD pathway. The record is from RefSeq and is a predicted model, not a curated record.
CUGGGCGGCCACGCUGGUCGACUCGCUCGACACGCUGUGGAUCAUGGGCCUCCGGGACGAAUUCGACGAGGCCGUUGCGGCCGUGGCCGAGAUCGACUUUGGAAAUUCCACGUCGCCGACCGUCAACAUCUUCGAGACCAACAUCCGCUAUCUCGGCGGGCUGCUGGCCGCAUACGACCUCAGCGGGCGGUCAGUGCUGUUGCAGAAGGCCGUCGAGCUGGGCGACCUCAUCUACGGCGGCUUCAACACGGAGCACAGGAUGCCGGUCGACAUGAUCAACUUCGAGGCUGCCAAGGCCGGGACGGGGCUUGUUGUCGAGAACACGGUCGUGUCGGCAUCGCCGGGGACCCUGACGCUCGAGCUGGCCCGGCUGUCCCAAAUAACGGGCGAUCCCAAAUACUACGACGCCAUCACCGCCGUCGUCGAGCUCUUCUACCGCGGCCAGAACCAGACGGGCCUGCCGGGCCUCUUCCCCAUGUUCGUCUCCAUGCUGCGCGGGGACGUCACAACAGGCGACACCUUUACGCUGGGAGGUUGUGCCGACAGCCUGUAUGAAUACUUCCCCAAGCUGCACGCCCUUCUAUCCGGUGCCGACCCCCGCCUCCCAGUCCUCACACGGACCUUCAUGGACGCCGCCAAGCGCCACCUCUUCUUCCAACCCAUGGUCCCCCCUUCUUCUAGUGCUUCCACUUCCUCGUCGCACAACGAUAACAACGACAAAAUCAGCAACAAAAGAAAUGACAUCCUCAUCAGCGGAACCGUGCACCUCGACUACCAGACCGGCGAGCCCCACCUGGACCCGGAGACAGAGCAUCUGACCUGCUUCAUCGGCGGCACCUUUGCCCUGGCCGGGCGUCUGCUGCACCGCGAGGAGGAGGUCCGGGUCGGCGCACGGCUCACGCGCGGCUGCGUGUACGCCUACCGCGCGUUUCCCACGGGGCUGAUGCCCGAGCGCUUCAGCAUGGUGCCUUGUGGACGUGGUACGCAGGACGACAACGACGGAACGACGGGGAAGCCGUGCAAGUGGGACGAGCACAAAUGGGCGGAAGAGCGUGAUAAGCAGUUGCAGUUGCAAGGAGCCGAGUCCGAAUCCGAGUCCAACAACAACAACAGACCGGAACAGCAGCAACAGCAUCUGCUGCCCAAGGGCUUCACCCGAGUCCCUGACAAGCGCUACAUCCUCCGUCCCGAGGCCAUCGAGAGCGUGUUCUACAUGUGGCGCAUCACGGGUGACGCCGAAUGGCAGGACGCGGCAUGGGAUAUGUUCCGGGCCGUGGCCGAGUCGACCGCCACAGAUUUGGGCGCCGCGGCCGUGGUGGACGUCACCACCACCGCGGCCAAGCCCGAGCUGGAGGAUUAUAUGGAGAGCUUCUGGAUUGCCGAGACGCUCAAGUACUUCUACCUCGUCUUCUCGCCGCCCGACCUGAUCAGCCUCGACAAGUAUGUGCUCAACACGGAAGCCCAUCCUUUCCUACGGCCUACGUAGCAGGGCCUAAGAGUAAGACUAGUAGCUGUAAGACAGGAAAACAGAUUUCUUGGAUAAAGAAGUUUGAUGUACGGUCUCUUUUGACAACGUGUUGGUAACCAAGGCAUACUUGGUUAGGGGGACUUAGGGGAUGGAUGAUGCUGAGGUUGGGGGGAUAUACCGUAUGGGUCAUAGUCUUUAAAGCCCAUCUCUUUGAAUAUCACAAGUUAAC